UUCGUUCAAAUAAAUGUUGGUAUUAGCGAGCUUCGAUAUCAGCAAUCGCUUUUUUGGCGUUACAAACCAGUCGCGAAUCAGUCGAACAGGCAUUGAACCAACGAAACGAUCAUCCGCUGAGUGACUAUCGCAGCCAAACUUAGACUGCAUGGUAAGAGUCCGAACCAAUCCGUCGCAGAUCUAAUAGCAGUCACCAGAAUGGCAGUUUUCGAUAAGUACACAUCCGAGGUGUUGCAAACUAAAUAAAUAAAAUUCAUCAAAAUAAAGACGUGAUCUAUCAAAGUAGCAGCAGGUGAAAAGCAGUUCGAAGUUAAAGUGUAAAGCAAAAAAUCAACACAAACAAUUCAUACGUGAUGCCCUUGCCGCCCAGCAUCGAAGAGCAGGGCAAACAAUCAUGGCUGCGUAUGCUCUACCGCUAUCGAUUUCAAUUUCAGGCAAUGGCUUCAGCGUCUGCUAUUUUCUUCGCUGGUGGCUUGAAGCUGGCUUGGUGUAUAUUUGAAAAGCCAGUGAGCGAUUCGCAGAAGCUUAUCAAUACCCACCUGCUGACGAUCGCAUGGUUUGUUGGCGUAGCUGCAGGAGCAAUUAUGGCAAGUGGAUUCGUACAACGCGUUAGCAAGAAUAUAUCACAUUGCACCAGCGGCACACUCCUUCUGCUUGGUGGCCUGCUCUUCGCCUGCAUACCCACCUCGUUUGCCAGCAUACUGUGCGGUUGCCUAUUGGAAGGCUGCGCUUAUGGCAUCAAUCAAGUACAAGGCCUCGUGACAGCCGGGGAGGUAGCACACAAGGACAUUCGCGGCUUAUUGGUGUCCAGUGAGCGCGUUUUCCUUUGGCUGGGCAUCUGUCUGCAGCUGUUUUGCACGCGACUGUGGUUCCUAUACGAGCCCGCAAAGGGCUAUCCGCUGCACCUAAAUCAAUUACACGGCAUUGUGGUAAUCUUGGUGGCACUGUGUGCGUUCGCCUGCAACACCCUCUACCGCUUCGAGUCGCCGCUGCUGCUGCAGAUGCAAAAGCGUGACUUAGCCGCCACAUAUGUGAUGAAGCGACUCCAGAACGCCAGUUACCCCAGCGCUGGGUUAACACAAAAGCAUGAGGAGUGCAAACAGAUGCUGGAGCAUGAUGCGGGCCAGACGGCGCGAAAGACCAACUCGCAUCCGCUACUCAAGGUGCUCUUACUGCGUUGUUAUGGCAUCGUUUCGCUGUCGUUGCCCGUCAAUCGCACAUUUGUCACCGCAAGUAUGACGGGCUUGAAUUGCACCAUAAACUGUGUUUAUCUCUUGUCUCUUUGCGGUGUGCUCGGCAGCGUUUUGGGCGCUUUGUGCGUAGACAAAUAUGGGCGUCGAAGGAUCGCUGUUAUUUGCCUACUUUUCUCUGGGACUUGCGCGUUUCUCUUGGCUAGCGUGCUGCAGUAUAUCUACGUGCAUAUUUCGUUGGUUUUACUGACGCACCUGACAUUCGAAUUGGUCGUCUAUCUGAUGUGGUGUUAUCAGGCUUUCAUAUGCGCUGGCGUUUCGAUGGUCAGCAGUGUUUAUAUGUCAGAAGCAUUUACCGUUUCUGCGAAGGCGUGCUGCUUGGCGGUGGUGGUGGUGUGCGAACAAUCCCUGCAAAUAGUGCUGGCUUUGCUAGUAUUUUACAUGGAUUUCAACGAACCGCUCUUUUUCUUCAUCAUAGGGGCGCUGGGCAUGCUCCUGGGCAUACUAGCUUUAUUCACUUUGCCGGAAACUAUGAAAAUAUCGCUUUACGAAUGCCUUCUAAAGUUCAACAAGGUUCCUUAAUAGAUUUAAGUUAGCUUCAUACCUAAAAUCGAAUUUAUGUAAGCUUGAGCUUUCUAAUUACUUUAGCAGAUAAUUUAGUUAAAUAAUUUAGAAAUACAUUUAUUGCAAAAAACUUAAGUUCUUU
Molecule: messenger RNA, 1896 nt
Organism: Bactrocera oleae (olive fruit fly)
Lineage: Eukaryota; Metazoa; Arthropoda; Insecta; Diptera; Tephritidae
Biological process (GO): transmembrane transport
Cellular component (GO): membrane
Molecular function (GO): transmembrane transporter activity
Source: RefSeq, a predicted model, not a curated record